UUCACUGCGCAGGCGCGCGAGUCGCGGGAAGACUCUGCGCGCACUCUGACCCGGCCGGCCGCGCAACACGAACGCUUUUGAAUUUGGAACAGUUUUUGUUUUUUUUAAUUUUGUUGUAAACGGCCAGUGUGUGGUGACGUUUUGUGUUUUCGCGUGUGCAAGGGCCCCAUGAAGCGGCUGUCAUGCGCAUAGCGGCACUGAUUGCACUCGUGCAGCUGUCGCUCGCUACAGCUGCCAGCGAUGCCUUCACCGGCACCCUCACAGCCGCCGAGCUGAACCUCCAGCUGGCCAAUGACAUCUCUCCAUUCUACGAGAGCUCCGAAGACACUGGAGUGAGCUUCGUGAGGGGCGCGCGCGCAGUUGACUCGAUCAACUCGCCUGAGAUUGACGUCAAAUGCUCGGGGGAUUUUAUCGAUGUGACUGUCGAGUUCCCCGAUGUGUUUGAUGGCAUUAUUUAUAGUAAGGGUCACUUGAAUGACCCUAAAUGCAAAUACGUGAGUCUCGGAGGCAGCCAGUCCCGCUACUCGUUCCGAGUGCCGCUGACCGGCUGCGGGUCGCGACCGCUGUGCAACGCGUGCGGGACCAUCGACAACGUGCUCGUGUUCCAGGCGGAUGACUUCGUGCAGGGGCCGCAGGACUUCGCUAGGAAGGUGUCAUGCGCCAGCACGCAACUAGAAGUCUCCACGGGCGUGGCUCGCCAAGACCACGUGCUGAAGCUGAAACCCUUCAUGGUGGACAUGCUGGACGUGGUCGCGGUCCAGGGCCCGGCCGGCGGCGUCGAGUGCUGGAUGGACAUACAGAGGGGCGUUUACCCUAAUACGACGCCACUGCAAGACUCCAUCAAGAUCGGCGAGUACCUGACGAUCCUGGUCUACUUGAAGGACGUGAGGAACCAGUUCAACCUGAAGAUCCACGACUGCUGGGCUUACGACAGCGAGAGCUAUGACAGUCCCAAGACCAACAAGAUUCAACUUACUGAUAAAACUGGAUGCCCCAAGAAGAGGAAACUGAUUGACUUGUUCCAAAAGACCACGAAUACUGGCAAGAGUGGAGCCACUUUGAUCGCUUAUUCCAAAGUGAGCGCUUUCCGCUUCCCAGAAACAGAUCAAGUUUAUCUGACUUGUAACGUUGAGCUAUGCACAAGCAACUGCGACUCAAGUUGUGGAGAAAUCACUGAAAUCUCAUCAACAUUCAGACCGCAGCAGCAAUGCUACCCCGGCUCCCGGGACCCCGCCUGCCAGACUGUCACUGCUCCUCCUCAAGUGCAAUGUUACCCAGGAUCUACCGACCCUAGGUGCCCAAGGAUCGUACCCGACCAGCCCAACUGCUACCCCGGCUCAACCGACCCUAGGUGCCCCAAACCACCCACCAUAACAACUCCAGCACUCAACUGCUACCCAGGAAGCUCAGACCCUAGAUGCCCGAAACCUCCAACCGUUAGUGAACCUAACUGUUAUGAGGGCUCAACCGACCCUAGGUGUCCACGACCCACUACGAAUGCUCCCACUUACUUGCCACCAACGGCUGUACCAACUACACCGGAGGCGCCAAGGUGCUACCCUGGCUCGUCUGACCCGAGGUGCCCUAAGCCUACUACCCCUGAGCCUCCGAGGUGCUACCCAGGAAGCACGGAUCCAAGAUGCCCACAACCUACCACGCCUGCUGCCCCUCGUUGUUACCCCGGCUCUAACGACCCUCGCUGCCCGAAGCCAACCACGCCAGCACCACCAAGCUGUUACCCUGGAUCUACUGACCCUAGGUGCCCUCGGCCCACGACCCCGGAACCUCCUCGCUGCUUCCCGGGCAGCACUGAUCCAAGAUGCCCCAAGCCAACCACACCAGCAGCACCCAACUGCUACCCUGGUGCGACCGACCCCCGGUGCCCCAAGCCGACUACCCCCGCUACACCUAACUGCUACCCUGGGUCUAGCGACCCCAGAUGUCCGAAACCGACAACUCCCGAACCACCCAAGUGUUUCCCGGGAAGUCAGGACCCAAGGUGUCCGAAACCUACAACGCCUGCUCCACCGCGUUGUUACCCAGGAUCUACUGACCCACGGUGCCCACAGCCAACCAGCCCUCCUCAACCUCGUUGCUACCCAGGCUCAAAUGAUCCGAGAUGUCCUCAGACAACUCGGCCUACCACAAAUGCGCCCACUUACUUACCACCCACGACGGCCGCUCCAACGACGCCAGAAGCACCACGAUGCUACCCUGGGUCCAACGACCCUAGGUGUCCGCAGCCAACUACACCUGCACCGCCAAGGUGUUUCCCUGGAUCCACUGAUCCUAGGUGUCCAAAACCAACAACUCCAGAACCGCCUCGAUGCUUCCCAGGAAGUACUGACCCGAGGUGCCCUAAGCCUACCACACCGGCACCGCCAAACUGCUACCCAGGAGCUACUGAUCCUAGAUGUCCGAAGCCCAAUACACCUGAACCUCCCAGGUGUUUCCCGGGUAGCCAAGAUCCUAGGUGUCCCAAACCAACCACGCCUGAAGCUCCAAGGUGCUUCCCCGGAUCCAAUGACCCGCGAUGCCCCAAACCGCCAACAACUCCUGCACCGCCAAGGUGUUUCCCAGGAUCAACUGACCCUAGGUGCCCUCAGCCUACUACACCAGCCCCACCUCGCUGUUUCCCUGGCUCAAAUGAUCCCAGAUGUCCUCAACCAACUCGACCAACAACUAACGCACCUACAUAUCUGCCACCGGUACAGACCACGCCAGCCGCGCCAAGAUGUUUCCCUGGUUCAAACGAUCCCAGAUGUCCGAAACCAACAACUCCCGAACCACCCAGGUGUUUCCCGGGAAGUCAGGACCCAAGGUGUCCCAAGCCCACUACCCCUGAACCUCCCAGAUGCUUCCCUGGAUCAACUGACCCCAGAUGUCCGAAGCCUACAACUCCUGCACCACCUAGAUGUUUCCCUGGAUCUACUGACCCUAGGUGUCCUAAACCAACCACCCCUGAGGCACCUAAAUGUUAUCCAGGAUCAAAUGAUCCUAGAUGCCCGAAACCAACAACACCGGAACCUCCACGAUGCUUCCCAGGAUCCAAUGACCCGAGAUGCCCGAAGCCACCAACUACACCAGCGCUACCCAACUGUUACCCUGGUGCAACAGACCCCCGGUGCCCAAAACCCACAACACCUGCCCCACCGCGUUGCUUCCCUGGGUCAACUGAUCCCAGAUGUCCAAAACCCACUACUCCCGCACAGCCGCGUUGUUUCCCAGGAUCAAACGAUCCAAGAUGUCCACAGCCUACUCGCCCAACUACAAACGCUCCUACUUAUCUGCCUCCUACUACACCCGCACCUACGACUCCUGAAGCCCCUAAAUGUUAUAUAGGAUCGAAUGACCCUAGGUGUCCCAGACCCACCACUCCUGAACCACCAAGAUGCUUCCCUGGAUCAACUGACCCUCGUUGUCCUAAGCCGACUACACCGGCCGCACCAAGGUGUUUCCCUGGUAGCCAAGAUCCCCGUUGUCCGAAGCCUACCACCCCAGAACCUCCUCGGUGCUUCCCUGGCUCCACCGACCCGCGUUGUCCUAAACCAACGACCCCUGAAGCGCCUAGAUGCUUCCCAGGGUCCACAGAUACCCGUUGCCCCAAGCCAACCACACCUGCCCCACCGAGGUGUUUCCCAGGAUCUACCGACCCCAGGUGCCCUAAACCUACCACGCCCGCAGCACCGAACUGCUACCCCGGAUCGACUGACCCCCGUUGCCCAAAACCUACAACACCUGAGCCUCCAAGGUGCUUCCCUGGAAGCACAGACCCAAGAUGUCCCAAACCGACAACUCCUGCCGCCCCGAGAUGUUUCCCUGGUUCUAAUGACCCCAGAUGUCCUCAGCCUACUAGGCCAACAACAAAUGGACCCACUUACUUGCCCCCAACAACGGCUGCUCCGACUACACCAACGCCACCCCGCUGUUUCCCUGGAAGUUCUGACCCAAGGUGCCCUAAGCCUACAACUCCCGAACCUCCCAGGUGCUUCCCUGGUAGCCAAGAUCCUAGGUGUCCUAAACCUACUACGCCAGCACCACCUAACUGCUAUCCAGGAGCAACUGAUCCUCGUUGUCCUAAACCAACCACACCUGCCCCUCCCAGAUGCUUCCCUGGAAGUAAUGACCCGCGAUGCCCUAAACCUACCACUCCGGCGCCACCAAACUGCUACCAAGGAUCGACAGACCCUAGAUGUCCUAAACCUACCACUCCUGCUCCACCUAGGUGUUUCCCAGGAUCCAAUGACCCCAGAUGUCCUAAGCCUACUACCCCAGCUGCUCCUAACUGCUACCCUGGUUCAACUGACCCGCGUUGUCCUAAACCAACGACUAACGCCCCAACGUACUUACCACCCGCACCUACCACGCCGGCCCCACCAAGGUGUUACCCUGGCAACACAGACGUGAGGUGUCCUCAGACUACUCCAGCUCCACCCCGUUGCUUCCCAGGCUCCACCGACCCUCGGUGCCCUAAACCAACUACGCCAGCCCCACCCCGCUGUUUCCCUGGAAGCUCAGACCCAAGGUGCCCUAAACCUACGACUCCCGAGCCUCCUAGGUGCUUCCCAGGAUCAACCGAUCCUAGAUGCCCUAAGCCUACAACACCGGAACCUCCUAGGUGCUUCCCCGGUAGCACAGACCCGAGAUGUCCCAAACCUACUACCCCUGCUCCACCGAACUGUUACCCUGGAUCUACAGAUCCAAGGUGUCCUAAACCUACAACGCCUGCCGCACCUAGAUGUUUCCCUGGUUCUUCAGACCCAAGGUGUCCAAAACCCACGACUCCAGCGCAGCCUGCAUGCUAUCCCGGCAGCAAUGACCCCAGGUGUCCUCAACCAACGAGGCCCACAACUAACGCUCCAACAUACUUACCACCCACUACUGCUAAACCUACAACACCACCUGCUCCUAGAUGUUAUCCGGGAUCGAAUGACCCUAGGUGUCCUAAACCAACAACUCCAGAGCCACCGCGGUGUUUCCCUGGUAGCACUGACCCUAGGUGUCCUAAGCCAACCACACCUGCACCUCCAAGGUGCUUCCCUGGUAGCCAAGACCCUCGCUGCCCUAAGCCAACUACGCCAGAACCACCACGUUGCUUCCCAGGGUCUACUGAUCCUAGGUGCCCAAAACCCACUACACCCGCCCCGCCUAGGUGUUUCCCAGGGUCAACUGACCCCCGCUGUCCUAAGCCAACCACUCCGGCUGCACCAAAUUGCUAUCCAGGAUCUACUGAUCCGCGAUGCCCUAAACCUACCACCCCAGCACCGCCAAAAUGUUUCCCAGGGUCCACAGAUCCUAGAUGCCCUAAGCCUACUACCCCUGCUCAGCCUCGCUGCUACCCGGGAUCAAAUGACCCCAGAUGCCCGCAGCCAACUAGGCCCACUACAAAUGCACCUACUUAUUUGCCUCCUACUACUGCAGCGCCGACCACUCCCGAGGCUCCUCGAUGCUAUCCAGGCUCCAAUGACCCUAGGUGUCCUAAACCAACCACGCCAGAGCCACCAAGGUGUUUCCCUGGCAGCCAAGACCCUAGGUGCCCCAAGCCUACAACUCCCGCUCCACCUAAAUGCUAUCCGGGAUCAACCGAUCCAAGAUGUCCUAAACCGACCACACCUGCCCCACCCAGGUGCUUCCCCGGAUCUACUGAUCCCAGAUGUCCCAAGCCAACGACACCAGCUGCACCAAACUGUUACCCUGGUGCAACAGAUCCCAGGUGUCCUAAACCUACCACUCCUGCCCCACCCAGAUGUUUCCCUGGAUCUAAUGACCCAAGAUGCCCUAAGCCAACGACUCCUGAAGGUCCUCGCUGUUUCCCUGGCAGUCAAGACCCUAGGUGCCCCCAGCCUACCACACCGGCUGCACCCCGCUGUUACCCUGGAUCUAAUGACCCUAGGUGCCCACAGCCAACUAGGCCAACAACAAAUGCUCCCACUUAUUUACCACCUGUGCCUACGACGCCGGCUGCUCCUAGAUGUUUCCCUGGAUCUAAUGAUCCUCGAUGCCCUAAGCCAACUACUCCAGAGCCACCACGUUGUUUCCCUGGUAGCACUGACCCUAGGUGUCCGAAGCCAACCACACCUGCACCUCCAAGAUGCUUCCCUGGUAGUCAAGACCCUCGGUGCCCUAAGCCAACUACUCCAGAGCCACCUCGAUGCUUCCCCGGAUCUUCUGACCCGAGAUGUCCUAAACCUACAACCCCAGCUCCUCCAAAAUGUUUCCCAGGCAGCAAUGACCCAAGGUGCCCUAAACCCACAACUCCAGAACCACCAAGAUGUUUCCCCAGUAGUCAGGACCCUAGAUGCCCCAAGCCUACGACUCCUGCCGCUCCACGUUGCUACCCAGGAUCUUCAGAUCCUAGGUGUCCCAAACCAACAACACCAGCUGCACCUAACUGCUACCCUGGUGCAACUGACCCAAGAUGCCCUAAGCCUACCACACCAGCGGCCCCAAGGUGCUAUCCAGGAUCAAACGAUCCUCGAUGCCCUCAGCCAACUCGCCCGUCGACCAACGCACCAACUUACCUACCUCCUGAACCCACAACACCAUCAGCACCUAGAUGCUAUCCAGGCUCAACCGACCCCAGAUGUCCGAAACCCACUACCCCUCAACCCCCUAGAUGCUUCCCUGGCAGCCAAGAUCCUAGAUGCCCCAAGCCUACAACACCUGAAGCACCUAGAUGCUACCCAGGUUCAACUGAUCCUCGUUGUCCUCAGCCCACUCGUCCUACAACUCAAAGCCCACCCACGACAGCUAUAACUACUCCUGCUGCCCCAAGGUGUUAUCCAGGUAGUAACGACCCUAGAUGCCCUAAACCAACUACUCCUGAACCACCAAGGUGUUUCCCGGGUAGUCAAGAUCCUAGGUGUCCUAAACCAACCACACCGGCUCCCCCACGAUGCUUCCCUGGAUCUAAUGAUCCUAGAUGUCCUAAGCCAACGACGCCAGCUGCACCCAAUUGCUAUCCUGGCAACACAGAUCCUAGGUGUCCUCGCCCUACCACCCCUGCUCCACUCCGAUGCUACCCUGGGUCAACUGACCCGAGAUGCCCAACGACUGAGGCUCAGUUCAAGUGCUACCCUGGCUCUAAUGACCCUAGAUGCCCAACUCCUGCACCCCCGACAACGACCAAACAGGUCUGUUACCCAGGGUCUCCCGACCCAAGAUGUCCACAACCCCCGCGACCAACAACUCUGAACCCCCCGACAUACUUACCACCUACCACAGCAGUCACCACACCUUCACCGCCUAGAUGCUACCCUGGAUCUUCUGAUCCUAGAUGCCCUAAGCCUACAACUCCUGAGCCACCCAGGUGUUUCCCAAGUAGUCAAGACCCCAGGUGUCCUAAACCAACCACACCGGCUCCACCAAGGUGUUUCCCUGGUAGUCAAGACCCUAGAUGUCCUAAGCCUACUACUCCUGAGCCCCCUAGGUGUUUCCCAGGUAGCCAAGACCCUAGAUGUCCUAAGCCUACUACUCCUGAGCCCCCUAGGUGUUUCCCAGGUAGCCAAGACCCUAGAUGUCCUAAACCUACGACGCCUGCACCUCCGAAGUGCUUCCCUGGAUCAAAUGACCCUAGAUGCCCUAAACCCACUACUCCUCAACCACCAAGGUGCUACCCCGGAUCAUCUGAUCCUAGGUGCCCGAAACCAACGACUCAAGUUCCGAGAUGCUACCCUGGGUCUCCUGACCCAGCUUGUCCUCAACCACCUCGUCCUACUACACUGAACCCACCUACAUAUUUGCCACCAACAACUGCCGUGACCACUCCUUCACCACCUAGGUGCUACCCUGGAUCUUCUGAUCCUAGAUGCCCUAAGCCUACAACUCCUGAGCCGCCCAGGUGUUUCCCAGGUAGUCAAGACCCCAGAUGUCCUAAACCAACCACCCCUGAACCCCCGAGAUGUUUCCCUGGAUCGAAUGACCCAAGAUGUCCCAAACCAACGACCCCACAGCGUCCAAGAUGUUUCCCUGGUAGUCAAGAUCCUAGGUGCCCUAAACCCACCACUCAGGUACCCAGAUGUUACCCUGGAUCACCAGACCCAGCUUGUCCUCAACCUCCACGACCAACAACAUUAAAUCCUCCCACUUACCUGCCACCUACUACAGCAGCCACCACGCCAUCUCCACCAAGGUGCUAUCCUGGUUCCACUGACCCUAGGUGUCCUAAACCGACUACUCCUGAACCACCAAGGUGCUUCCCAGGCAGCCAAGACCCCAGAUGUCCUAAACCUACGACGCCAGAACCUCCUAGGUGUUUCCCUGGAUCAAAUGACCCACGGUGCCCAAAACCUACCACACCUGAAGCCCCUAGAUGCUUCCCCGGAAGCCAAGACCCUCGAUGCCCUAAACCCACUACUCCGGAACCACCACGUUGCUUCCCUGGGUCGUCCGACCCUAGGUGCCCUAAACCCACCACUCCCGAGCCACCACGGUGUUUCCCAGGCAGCCAAGACCCUAGAUGCCCUAAACCUACCACCCCCGAACUUAGAUGCUUCCCUGGAUCAACCGACCCUAGAUGCCCCAAGCCUACUACCCCUCAAGGACCUAAUUGCUACCCAGGGUCUCCAGACCCCAGAUGUCCUCAACCCUCACCUACUCCAAGUUCAUGUUACCCUGGUUCCAAGGACCCUAAAUGCCCUCAACCUUUCGCCCCUAGCAGUACCAACCCGCCCUCCACUUACCUUCCUCCUUUCCCCGAAGAAAAUGAGGUCCAACCACAAAGGAGUGGCAAACUAGUCACUAAAAACUUUGACUACUAUGAUGAAUCUCAAUCACAAAUCGAUAACUUUGACUUCUCAAGGACUCAGCCGAGAUCUAGGAAAGUGAGAGAUGUCAGCCAAGCCAAUGAGUACCUCGCCCAACUCGGUAGCUCUUCCACCAUCCUUUACGUAUCCCUAGGAUCAGCCCUAUUCAUGUUAGUAGCGGUCACACUGUCCGUAUACACCUACAAAAAGAAUAGGACACUAAGCCAUAAAACUAUACAAGUAAGAGCGAAUGUUCAAAAGCAAAGUCCUUGUUAGAAUGUUGAGUUUUAUACCCAGUUAAUAUAAGGGAUGUGAUAUAUUUUUACCAGUGAAACUGAAUCUUUGUUUUUUUAGUCUCGAUUUAAAAACAGAACAGAAGUAAUUGUAAGAUCUAAAAUGUUUCUAUAAUUCGGUAGCUUAUCCCUUGCUUCAUAUAUUUUACAGUACGUUUUCCUAUGAAUGUUAUAAAUGAUUAUCAUAAUUUUAUCACUGCCUUCUUAUGCUUUUAAAAUUGAGGCACUUAUUUCUGUAAGUUAACGUAGUGCCAUAUUGUAUAUUAUAUUAUUUCUAUAUAUUUUUAUUUUAUAUAAAAACGUAGCCUUGCGCAUGUUACCUAUUAUGGCCCUAGUCAAAUUAAAUACUUAUAAUAACAAUCGCAUCGAAAAUCGAUACUGGAAUAUGCAUAAUUUUGCAAUGUUUUAUAUUACUCAAAUUUGUGAUAUUUUUCUAUUUUUGUAAAUAUAACUGCCAGUAGUAGCCGUGGCCAUUCAGUAGAUAAUAUUAUAAUUUUAUUAUAGUAAAUAUAACUAUUAAUAACUAAUAUGUACAGUAUAAUAAACAAAAGUUUGCAUUCUGCAUUGUUAGCCUUAUUUGUUGUGAGAGAAGAUUCAUGUUUUGUAUCGAAUCUUCUACAAUGCGGUUUGCAAAUACUUAAUAAUAUGAGAUAUACAUAAAUGAAUUUUGUAAUGUUUUUAUGAGAUUGCUCACAUGACAAUCUGAAUAAACCAUUCUAUGAAUGUAAUAAUUA
Molecule: messenger RNA, 9771 nt
Organism: Plutella xylostella (diamondback moth)
Lineage: Eukaryota; Metazoa; Arthropoda; Insecta; Lepidoptera; Plutellidae
Gene: zye
Product: zona pellucida domain-containing protein zye
Source: RefSeq, a predicted model, not a curated record